UUUUUCCCUGAAGAUGCUUUCUACUUCUCGCGCCUUGAGAUUGAAAAGCUAUUCAGUUCCCACCAUUCGAAGCAGAACGAAGAUGGAUUCGCCACCUAGAGCUGUUCUUUGUUCUUGUCCGACAUCUCUUUCUUCUUCGCCUCCCCGAGAAGAUUGCAAAGAAGGGGGUGAUGAUGGCGUUAUUAGUCUGCAGGAGUGGCAGGGCUGGGGUACUUCGUCUCAGUUUCCUCUCUUGGUGAAGGAGAUUGUAAAGGAUAUGAUGGCUAUGGAGAGAACCAUGGAUGGCCAGAUGAGCUUUGGUGGCAAUGGAGGGAAGCUUCAGGGAGAUUUCAAGCUUAUAGAGGAUAAAAAGCAUAGGGCAACAUACCAAGCUUUAGUUGAUUCCGAAAAGAAACUUCAAUUUUUUGCAGCUCGACAGAUAGCAUGUCGUUUACUUGGAAGUAGGGGUUACCUUUGUCAGAAGUGCUGGCUUCCUCUGGAAGAUUGUAUGUGUUCAAAAAUCACACCCUCCUCUCUAUGGCAUGGGAUACGGUUAUGGGUGUAUAUGCAUCCAAAGGAUUUUCUGCGUCAAAAUAAUACUGGAAAAUUGCUGUGGCAAGUAUUUGGAGUUCAUGCUGCAACAUUAUGCCUCUUUGGCAUUGCUGAACAUGAAGAAAACAUGUGGAAUACAUUCAAGCUUGCAGGAAAAAGCAUGGUCUGGUGCCUUUAUCCUAAUUCAAACCUGUCAACCAAGUCAGUUCAGGAUGCCUUUCAGGGAUCUUUGGCUAGUUUAAAAGCUCAGCAACCGAUGAAGUAUGAAGAUGGCCUGUUGAAUUUUAUUUUGAUUGAUGGUACAUGGAACAACUCAGCUGCGAUGUUCAGUCGUUUGAAGGAACAAGCAAAGUUGGUCUGGGGAGAGGAACACCUUUCAUGCAUUUCUCUGGACAUGCUAGGUGUGUCUGUGAUGCACAAACUCCGGCCCCAACCAUCAUGGGACCGUACCUGUACAGCAGCAGCAGCCAUCGGUCUCUUGUCAGAAGUACACGUCCUUCCUGAGUUGAGCUCACUUGACUUGGAUAAACAGGCAGAAGCGGUGGAAGAUGCUCUGGUGGUUUUACUGGAGGCACUUACAUCCAGGAGGCUUCGUAUGGGUAGGUCCAUCAUGCGCAAAGAAAGGCACAACAUCAAUAUCCAUUGACAUCUUUCCACUUG
Molecule: messenger RNA, 1191 nt
Organism: Telopea speciosissima
Lineage: Eukaryota; Viridiplantae; Streptophyta; Magnoliopsida; Proteales; Proteaceae
Exons: 10
Coding region: 14-1177 (387 amino acids)
Source: RefSeq, a predicted model, not a curated record